Messenger RNA from Oncorhynchus masou masou (cherry salmon), 1629 nucleotides. RefSeq names its product family with sequence similarity 228 member A (gene fam228a). Bases 128 to 730 code for a protein of 200 amino acids. Lineage: Eukaryota; Metazoa; Chordata; Actinopteri; Salmoniformes; Salmonidae. The transcript is spliced from 7 exons. The record is from RefSeq and is a predicted model, not a curated record.
CAACGGCGGGACACUAGGCUACUCUCCGGAGAAGCAGCAGACCGGGACGGGAGAUCUGGCACGGAGCGGGCACAACUCUCCGUGUUGCAAAGCAACCGGGGCUCAAACCGGGGCUAAAUCCUACCACAUGCCUGUCAAGGACAGUGGUGCCGCCGGUCUGAUCGUGUUCCACACGUCUGCUCCCAGAGGUCUCCUCACAUCUACGGUACCCAGCGGAGUAUGGAGAAGUGUCAGGAAGACCGGCCGAAGAGGAAGAGGAGGAGAGAAGAGGAGGAGUGAGGUGUGGCUUCCUGGACCUCCCAGAGGGCCGUGGGUGGACUGGCUCUCUCACACCUCCUUCAGGAGGCUGCAGGUCAAGUUAGAAUCUGAGAACCAAGAAGCUAGAGCCAUCACCCAGCCCCUACUGGACACUGAGAAUGGCUUUGUCAAGGACCUGGAGCGUUAUCUGUGCCAACAGGAAAGGGCGGAGCUUCGUAAGCGAGAGCUGCUCCAUAAGCGCUGGACGGAGCGUGUGUGGACCCCUAUUCAGAGGAACGUGGAGAACCAAGUGCCCCAUUGCUGCUACGACGAGGCAGAGAGGAUACGCAGCAUUUUCCUGAACUACAUUCACUACUGUAACUCAAAGGUUGCCACACCUGCGUCGAGGGACCCACUGUUCCUUCAAUCACGUGACGGGACAAAGGAAAAGAGGGCGGUCCUACGCUGUCAGACAGGGCCGCCCAGAUUAUAGCCACGGUCACACCUGACGGAAGAUGUCUACAGACAGCUUGCUGGUCCUACAGGGCAUAACAACACCUGACGGGAGAUGUCUACAGACACCUGGCUAGUCCUUCAGAGGAUAACGACCAUUAAACAGGGCUUGAGAGCGCAGCGUUCUGUAGUGUGGCGUCACUGUUGGGAAAUAUAAACAGCAGCAUACACUAGAUGCAGGUAUUCAAUCAGCUCUUCGUCGACAAGGGUAAUUCAUGCUUGUGCAGACAUUGUUUACUGAAAACCAUGUAUUUGAUACCAUUCCUCCCAAUUAAAGGUGACACCAAUCUCCUGUGCUGUACCCAACACUUACAAUUAUCUGUCAGGUCCCUCAGUUGAUCAGUGAAUUUCAAACACACAUUCAAGUUUUCAAUGCCUCGCAAAGAAGGGCAACUAUUGGUAGAUGAGUACACGUUUUUUUAAAGCAGACACUGAAUGUAAUAUCCCUUUAAGCAUGGUGUAGUUAUUAGUAAUUACACUUUGGAUGAUGUGUCAAUACACCCAGUCAAUACAAAGAUACAGGCGUCCUUCCUAACUCAGUUGCCGGAGAGGAAGGAAACCGCUCAGGGAUUUCACCAUGAGGUCAAUGGUGACUUUAAAACAGUUACAGAGUUUAAUGGCUGUGAUCAGAGAAAACUGAGGAGGGAUCAACAACAUUGUAGUUACUCCACAAUACUAAACUAAUUGACAGAAUGAAAAGAAGAAAGCUUGUACAGAAUAAAAAUAUUCCAAAACAUGCAUCCUGUUUACAAAAAGGCACUAAAGUAAUUCUGCCAAAAAAAAUGUGGCAAACCAGUUCACUUUUUCUCCUGAAUCAAAGUGUUCUGUUUGGGGCAAAUCCAAUACAACACAUUACUGAAUACAACUCUCCAUGUUUUC